Messenger RNA from Haliotis rubra (blacklip abalone), 2945 nucleotides. RefSeq names its product 4-hydroxybenzoate polyprenyltransferase, mitochondrial-like. Gene Ontology annotation, biological process: ubiquinone biosynthetic process. Bases 101 to 1510 code for a protein of 469 amino acids. The transcript is spliced from 8 exons. The record is from RefSeq and is a predicted model, not a curated record. NCBI's taxonomy places the organism in Eukaryota, Metazoa, Mollusca, Gastropoda, Lepetellida, Haliotidae. Gene Ontology annotation, cellular component: mitochondrial inner membrane.
UAAAUUGGUCCAAGGGAGAUAACUCUAUUGAACAGGUCAAGGUUGCCCUCAGUUUCCUUGCCUGUACGGAAAUUGAAACAGCGCGCUCAGAGAAUCUGCCAUGAUGUCUGCGUUGGCUGGGAGACUGCUGGCUGGUCACUCCAGGGUACUGUCCUGUCUCCUCCCUGUCACUGGUCAGGGCACCUGCUAUCACUGGUCAAGCAGCCAGGGAUAUACCGACUCGCAACAAGGACAAACUGAACACUGGAAACAUCUUGAUAAGAAACAGCAAAUUCCAACCUACAGAAAUGUUCACACAACUAGUAACUCUCACAUAUCAAGGCAUCUCGAACAUGUAAAACAUCCAUUAAGACAAAUUACUUAUCAAGAUGUGAAGAACAGUUUACCAGCGGGGCAUGGAUCAGAUAUACAUCUAGCCAAGUUUCGGUCACCAGCGCUGGGACAAGAGACAUCAACAUCCCCUCCAUCACGCUCGUUUCAUUCACUGCUCCGCCCACAGUCUGUGUUCCAGCCUCAUCCACUCCUGAAUACACGUCAUGGAUUGGUCAAUACAAGACGUCCAAUCAGCUUCACCACUUCCAUCCUCGAGUCCUCGCCACAGUCAGUCCAACCUUACCUGAGACUCAUCCGCUUCGAUAAACCCAUAGGGACGUACCUGCUAUUCUGGCCGUGCACAUGGAGCAUUGCUAUGGCUGCUGACCCCGGUUUUCUCCCUGACCCCUACUUCCUGGCAAUGUUCGGUGCAGGGGCCUUUCUCAUGAGGGGUGCUGGCUGCAUCAUCAACGACAUGUGGGACAAAGACUUCGACAAGAUGGUUGAAAGAACAAAGGCCCGCCCUUUGGCAUCAGGGGAGCUAAGCUCGUUCCAGGCGUUGGCAUUACUUGGAACUCAGCUUGGCCUUGCCCUUGGUAUACUGCUACAGUUUAAUACAUACAGCAUCCUUCUUGGGGCGGCGUCCAUGGGUCUGGUCAUCACCUACCCACUGGCCAAGCGCUACACCUACUGGCCACAGCUGAUGCUAGGUUUCACGUUCAACUACGGAGUGCUGCUUGGGUGGUCAGCAGUGAAGGGCUAUACCGAUUGGUCGGUUUUAUUGCCCAUGUACGCGGGCGGUAUAGCAUGGACACUAAUAUAUGACACCAUCUAUGCUCACCAAGACAAGUAUGAUGAUAUGUUGAUCGGCGUAAAGUCGACGGCCCUGAAGUUGGGGGAUCAGACCAAGCCCUGGCUGGCAGGCUUCUCCAGUCUGAUGAUCAGUGGCUUGUGUAUGUCCGGCUACCUGUGUGACCAGACCUGGCCCUUCUAUGUGGGCGUGGCAGCAACCACAGCUCAUCUCACUCACCAGAUGUACACAGUGGAUCUCAACAACCCCGACGACUGCGCCGCCAAGUUCCGCUCUAACACCCAGAUUGGCAUCAUCAUGUUCCUGGCCAUCAUGUGUGGCACGCUGCUCAGAGAAGACAUGGCUAAACACGACAAGACCGACAUUAGCCCUCAAACAACACAGUGACAUUCCGCUGGGAGCCAUGUCACUAUGUUUUGUGUUCCUUGUUGAUGUACAUUAAUUACAUUAACAAUAUAAGACGGGAUGUAAAGAUUUAUUCCAAGGUCCUCCAUUUCUUAUUGAAGACUUCUUGAUGUUGAUGGACCAUGCUCCCAACACAACCAAAAAGCAAAGGUGUCCUGCUCUUCGACACACUUGUCAAAUGUCACCUACAUUUUUAUUCCUCAUUUCCAUAGCAACAACUUUGACUCUGUUCCCAUAUAUGUGUUCAAUUGGACGAUAUCUCCAAAAGUUCAAAGUAUUCUUUCAUGAAACUUUGUACAUUCAAUAUAUCCACAAUGCCAUUUAGAAAGUGAUCAAAUGUAACAGAGUCUAGUACUUUUUAGGUGCCUGACUCUGAGGGUGUGGGUUCGAAUCCCGGAUGGGACUCAACCCCAAAAGUACUAGAAUCUGUACUUUACUAAGAAAGUGUAAUCCCAAAUAUAACAUACGUUACAGGAAUAUUUUGGUCAAUAUUAUUUUAUUUCCCUCUGCUCUGGUGAUGUACACUGUGUGGACAGCCAGAUGCUACUGUACAGUGAUAAAUAGUCGCCACUACAUGGUGGCCCAAGUCAUUUGUACAUAUUUACAUACAGACAGCCUCAACAAAUGAUUCAUGAAACAACUGUGUCAACGUUACAUUGACAGAAACGAAUGGUGUUGGCAGUAUAUUUCAACUUCUAUAUGCUUCCUGUGGGACAUUUACAUACAGGAGCCUGUAGCUUCAUGAAGCAAGUACAAGCAAUUGUACCAAGAUGUGGCAUUAAAAGAAAACACAAUUUUGAUACAUUAAUUCUGUCUCCACUGAUUCUACAGUUUAAAAAUACCACAAUGUUGACAAAGACGUUGGUAAAUCCUGUAAUGGAACUGUGAUGUCAAUGUUCUGGACAUAUCUCAGCCAGCCUCAUAAUGUACAUGACAAUAAUGAGGGUUGCUCCCCACACUUGCAACAAUUACACCAAUGAAAAGGAACAACCUGGUAAUUCAAAAUUUGAAAAUUGACAUUGAGUAUAUCAUAACAAUUUCCAUGUUAACACCCUCCAUAUGCCAGGAUGGUCCUGUGCCACAGGGAGAGCACAAUUACAGCAUCUCCAUACCUUCUCACACACCUGUAGAAAGGACAAUGGCCCCUGAUUAAGUUAUCACCUGUCAUAGACCUACAUCCUGACUAUUACCCCACACUAUGAUCCCCACAACGCCCCUAUCUGAUGGUGUGCAGGACGGUGUCACGACCCGGUCACAUGCUGCAGACCUCGCUGUAACAAGUCCACCAUUACGGGGUAGAUGGGGGCGUACUCCUUACUCUGUCUCUGUCGGACAAGCUUGGUGUAGGCUUCCAAUGCUCCCCUGGAAAGUAAAGUAAACACAUAUAUCUCAAGUCAAUAAAAGUGUUGAACACCCA